This is a messenger RNA of Trichosporon asahii var. asahii CBS 2479, 4386 nucleotides long. Its product is annotated as cation transporting ATPase. The transcript is spliced from 4 exons. Gene Ontology annotation, biological process: intracellular calcium ion homeostasis. Bases 1 to 4386 code for a protein of 1461 amino acids. Gene Ontology annotation, cellular component: membrane. The record is from RefSeq and is a predicted model, not a curated record. Gene Ontology annotation, molecular function: P-type ion transporter activity; ATPase-coupled monoatomic cation transmembrane transporter activity; ATP hydrolysis activity. Lineage: Eukaryota; Fungi; Basidiomycota; Tremellomycetes; Trichosporonales; Trichosporonaceae.
AUGUCUACUGAUCACCGCGAUACCGACCCGGGGGGCAGCGCUGGUCCGUCGGGCCAGAACGGCCAGCCCCGUGAUGGCUCCCGUGUUGAGGAUUGGACAGACGGAGCAACCGACCAGGCGAUCGCCAUCGCGAUCGAGCAGCGAGACAAGGAGAACCCACCGGGGCAGGGCGACUCGAUGUCUGGGAGUCUCAUGACGAACCAUGAUGGAGUGGUACGGCCCAGGAAGCCGGCGCAGCUCGAUGGCGUCGUUCCGCUCGCAGUCAGGCAUGUGGCGGCGGCCGAGCAUGGAUACUCGGAGGACGAGGAUGGAUAUGGCACGUCGUCCCGGUUCCGGAUAGGAUCACGGCGAGGGAGCCGCGCGUGGCGUCGCGAGUCGCAGGAUCAGUUCCGCGACUACCGUAUCCGAGGGAGCGAGGACUAUGGACGGCGCGAGGAUGAGUCGCCCGCCCACUCGCCGCAGAGGACCGGGUCGGUGCUCAACCGCAUCGCGUCCUUCCUGGGUAGGCGUGAGGAAGGCGACGAGGAGAGCCUUCUCCGUCGCCAGAGCACGAUCGACUCGCGCCGCUCGAUUGAGUCGUCUCAGCCGUCCGAGUCGUCGAUGGACUCGUGGGGUUACGGAAAGGGCGAUGACGACGCCGAGAGCUACACCUCGUCGCUCGCCGAUGACACGUCGUUGCCGCCACAGAGCCGACCGCAGUCACCGAACCUUCCCCUGGUCCCUCUGCCCGGCGACGGCAUCUUUGGCGAGUCCACCGCCCACUUCAACGAGGACGAGAUCAAGGAGUUUGAGGAAGGAGUUGACCCGAGCCGCCAGACGAUCCUGCUCCCGGACGAGGACUUGUCGAUCCGUUUCACGGGUUACCGCACCGACCCCGUUCGCAACACGAUCUGGUGGAUCCUGUGCAUCUGCACGCUUGGAAUAUUGGGUCUUGUUGGCCGCUGGUCGCCCAUGCUCUGGGUCCGGUUCUGUGGCAAGGAGACUCCGUUCGAGGACAUGAAGGAGGGCAGCUGGCUCGUUGUUGAGACGCCAUACGGCGACAUCCACAUUGUCCCGAUGGAUGUCAUCGAUUACCCGUACCCGCUGUCGACCGUGUUCCCCGCAGCUGCCGCAGCUUCUGCUGCUGCCUCAGCGCACGCUUCCGCCAACGCUUCGGCUGCCGCGUCGGCGGCCAACUCGAUUCUGAACGGCACGAACGGGCACCACGACGUCGAGCAGGGCAAGAUGACAUGGGAAGAGAAGAGCGGAAAGCUCAGGGUUAUGGAGUAUCGCUACACGCGCUUCGCGCUCGACCCGUUGACUGGACGCUGGGCCAUGAUCCGCGACUGGCGCGACCCGAAGUGGACGUCUGCUCGCCAGGUCGCCCAGGGCCUCGACUCGGAGACGCGUACGCAGCGGAGGACACUUAUGGGCGACAACGUGAUCGAUAUCAAGGGCAAGAGUCUCUUCGGUCUGCUUGUUGACGAGGUCCUGCACCCGUUCUACGUUUUCCAGAUUGCGUCCAUCGCCCUCUGGUCCGUCGAUGAUUAUUACUACUACGCCUUCGCCAUCGCUCUCAUCUCGGCCACCUCGAUUCUGUCGACUCUCAUCGAGACGAAGCGCACGAUCGAGAGGAUGAGGGAAAUGUCGCGCUUCGAGUGCCCCGUGAACGUGCUCAUCGACGGCAAGUGGCAGCGUGUGGACUGCACCGACAUGGUUCCCGGCGACAUUUUCGACGUCUCGGACCCGACGCUGACUGUGUUCCCGUGCGACGCUCUGCUGCUUUCGGGAGACGCCAUUGUCAAUGAGUCAAUGCUGACCGGCGAGUCGGUCCCUGUGUCCAAGGUGCCUGUCAAGGACGAGGCCAUCCGCGCCAUGUCCCGUGAGGCCAAGGCUGGAAGCUCGGACAUUGACGCCGACCUCGCCAAGCACUACCUGUUCAGCGGUACCAAGAUCAUCCGUGUUCGUGCCGGCGCCAAGCCAGUCUGGGCUCCCGCCUCCGACGAGCCCGUCGCGCUCGCCAUGGUCGCCCGCACCGGCUUCAACACGACCAAGGGUGCCCUCGUCCGCUCGAUGCUGUUCCCCAAGCCGCUCGGUUUCAAGUUCUACCGCGAUUCGAUGAACUUUAUCGGUGUGCUCGCCAUGAUUGCUGGCUUCGGAUUUGCCAUUUCCGCAGUCCAGUUCAUCCGCAUUGGUAUCGCCUGGGAGACAAUCCUCGUUCGUGCUCUCGACCUGAUCACGAUUGUUGUCCCGCCUGCUCUUCCCGCGACCCUCACGAUCGGCACGACCUUUGCUAUUGAGCGCCUCCGCAAGUCGGGCAUCUUCUGUAUCUCGCCGAACCGUGUCAAUAUCGGAGGCAAGGUCAACGUUGUGUGCUUUGACAAGACGGGAACUCUGACAGAAGAGGGCCUCGAUGUCCUCGGUGUCCGUACGAUCGACCGCCUCGACCGCCGCUUCUCCGAGCUGCACUCUGAGAUCACCGAUGUGCCGACGACUGGCGGACCGAACGGCCGCACACCGCUGCUGUAUGCGCUCGCGACCUGCCACGCCCUCAAGCUCAUCGACGGCGAGAUGCUCGGUGACCCUGGACAUCAAGAUUCGCGCCGCGUCAAGGGUGGCGGCGGCGCCGAGCGUGUUCAGACUCUUGUCCAGUCCGUCGUCCGCCCUCCUGGCUCAGAGCGCAUGCGCAUGGAGGACGUCGCUCAGCCGCACAAGGGCAAGCAGAGCAACCUCGAGCUCGGUGUUAUCCGUUCCUACGAGUUUGUCUCUGCUCUCCGCCGCAUGACCGUCAUCGUGAAGCGCCUCAAGUCGAGCAGCAUGGAGAUCUACUGCAAGGGCGCCCCCGAGGUUAUGCCGGAGAUCUGUGACCCCGACUCUUUCCCAUCUGACUACGAGGACAUGCUGUCGUACUACACGCGCAACGGAUUCCGUGUCAUCGCCAUCGCCGGCAAGAGCGUCGAGGGACUGACGUGGCUCAAGGCGCAGCGCAUGCGCCGCGAGGUCGCCGAGCACGACAUGCAGUUCCUCGGCUUCAUCGUGUUUGAGAACAAGCUGAAGCCCGGCACCGCGCCGAACAUCCACACGCUCCGUGCCGCCCACAUUGCGUGCCGUAUGGUCACCGGCGACAACGUCCGCACCGCCAUCUCGGUCGCGCGUGAGUGCGGUCUCAUCUCACACUCGUCGUCCGUCUACAUUCCCACAUUUGUCCCCGGCACCGGCUGCACCGAGAACGCAUUACUGGACUGGUCCUCGGUUGACGAUGAGCGCCAGAAGCUCGACGACUACACCCUCAAGCCGAUCACGGACGACCCGAACGACGACGAGGGGCCCGAGUAUCAGCUCGCCCUCACCGGUGACGUCUUCAAGUGGAUGCUGGAGUAUGCCCCGCUUGAGACGAUGGACCGCAUGCUCGUCAAGGGUGUCAUUUUUGCGCGUAUGAGCCCCGACGAGAAGGCCGAGCUUGUCGAGCGCCUUCAGGCCCUCGGAUACACCGUCACGUUCUGUGGAGACGGCGCUAACGACUGUGGUGCGCUCAAGGCUGCCGACGUCGGUGUGUCGCUGUCCGAGGCUGAGGCGUCCGUCGCCGCGCCGUUCACGUCCCGCACGCCUGACAUCUCUUGCGUCGUCGAGAUCAUCCGCGAAGGCCGCUGUGCUCUGGUAACCUCCUUCUCGUGCUUCAAGUACAUGGCUCUCUACUCGCUCAUCCAGUUCACAACCGUCACGCUCCUGUACUCGUUCGCCUCGUCUCUCGGCGACUUCCAGUUCCUUUACAUCGACCUGUUCAUCAUCAUCCCCAUCGCCGUCGCCAUGGGCCGUACGCUUCCGUACCCCAAGAUCUAUCCUAAGCGUCCCACCGCCUCGCUCGUUUCCAAGAAGGUUCUCACCUCCAUCAUCGGACAGACCAUUAUCAACGCCUCUAUCCAGGGCGCCGUGUUCCUCUGGGUCCGCCAGCAGCCGUGGUACACGAUGCCGCCGACCGACCGCGACAAGCUCGAGACGUUCAACUACGAGAACACGUCUCUGUUCCUGAUCUCGUGCUUCCAGUACAUCCUCGUUGCGGGCGUGUUCAGCGUCGGCCCGCCGUACCGCCAGCCGAUGUACACGAACCCGUCGCUGAUGAUCUGUCUUGUUGGUCUGCUCAGCUUCUCGACGUACAUCCUGCUCGAGCCGUCCAAGGCUAUUGCCAAGCUGCUCGAUAUCAUCGCGCUCCCGAGCAGCUUCAAGCUCCAGCUCCUCGGUAUCGCCAUUUUCAACAUUGUCGUCUGUUUCGGGUUUGAGCGGUACGCCGAGCGCCCCAUCGCGCGCGGAAUCGGGCACUUCAAGCGAUGGAUCAGGAGGCACCGCAAACGCCCACAGGAGCACCACUACAAGCCCGUCGGCGUCGAGGCCAACGACGACGACGAUUAG